AUCAGCUCAUGAGCUUGUGUGUGGGUCAUCAGUCAUGGAAGGCCAGCAGCAGAAUUCCAGGUCUAGAGUUGUGAAGGUGAACUCAGAGCAGUCGUGGAACACCUUCAUCAGCCAAGCCAAGGACCAAGGCUGCCCUGUUUUCAUCCACUUCGGCGCUUCAUGGUGUGUUCCAUCCCUCGCCAUGAACGCGUUCUUCGAGGAGCUGUCCAUAGCUUAUCCGGACAUCCUCUUCCUCUCGGUGGACGUUGAUGAAGCCACGGAGGUGGCUUCUAAGAUGGGGGUGAAGGCAAUGCCAACCUUCGUUCUGAUGGGAGAUGAUGGCGCAGUGAUAGACAAGGCUGUCGGGGCCAAUCCGGAAGAGAUCAGGAAAAGGGUGGAUGGCUUUGUCCAAUCAUUCCGCAGCUCAAAAAUUCUCGAGUGAAACCAAA
Messenger RNA from Zingiber officinale, 428 nucleotides. Its product is annotated as thioredoxin-like protein CXXS1. The transcript has 3 exons. The coding region runs from base 35 to 421 and encodes 128 amino acids. Lineage: Eukaryota; Viridiplantae; Streptophyta; Magnoliopsida; Zingiberales; Zingiberaceae. The record is from RefSeq and is a predicted model, not a curated record.